CAAAAUUAGUAUUUUCCCAGUGAUGAGAGAAGAAAAUGUGUCUCAAUGAGUUUAUACAGAUGGAUUCGUCAAGGGUCAUUCCGUCAUUUAGAUGCAAUGAAAUUGAAAAAACAAAAUUGCAUAAAGAAUGGCAAAUCUGGAUACGAUCAUUGGAUUAUUAUUUUGAAGCUGAAGACAUAACUGACCUUGGAGGUUCACAGCUGCAAGCGAUAUUUCAAUCGUUACCUGACAGUGAAAAAUUUGCGAUGGUAUCUUUAGAGAAGGCUUAUUAUGAUGUGGCGAUUCAAGCAUUGGACGAUUUUUUUCAACCGGGUCGGCAAGAUGUACUCGAGCGCCAUAACUUACGAAGAAUGAAGCAACAAGAAGGCGAGAGGUUUGCGGAAUUUGUUAUCAGGAUUAGACAACAAAUUAGUGAAUGUGGCGUCGAUAAAUAUGAACAGAGCGUUUGUAAGAUUCUUACAGACAUCAUGCUGACAGAUACUAUAAUAGAGGGCUGUAUAUCAGAUGAACUACGGAAGCAGAUUCUGCAGAAAGAUCGAUCAAUAGAAGAAAUCGAAGAAAUCGGAAAAUCACUGGAAGAUUUUGGAUCAAACCGCGAGGAGUUUAGGCAACAUGAGCGCGUUUAUGGUAUUCAAACCAAACGACGGUAUCAGCCAUUGAAGCAGAAAGAAGACUUUCUACAGAAGUUUAAAAAUCCGGAGAUGAACUGUUUCCAAUGCGGGCUUUUCGGACACAUUUCGAGUGACACACGAUGUCCGGCCAGAGGAAAAUGGUGCAAGCGAUGCAAGAAAAUAGGACAUUUUGAAGCCCGAUGUCGGAUGCAAGUCAGACCUUUCUCACGUUGGAAGGAAGAAACAGUAGGAGCCAAGAAGAUUCGAGCUGUAAAACGUACUGCUGCACAGGACCAGGAAGUCCAAGAAUUAAAUGUAAUUGAGGCUACAGAACCGUCGUCGGAUAAUUCAUCGAGAACAUAUUACGCUUUCUAUUCUGGAAACGAGUCAAAUACGGUGAAAUGUGUGAUCGGAGGUGUUUCUCACCCGAUGUUGGUUGACUCAGGAGCAGAGGCAAAUUUGAUUACUAGUGAUGCUUGGAAGGAAUUUAAAUCUGCGGGAAUCGAAGUAAUCAGCUGUAACAAAGGGAGCGAUCGUAUACUGAAAAGCUAUGCAACGACACUCCUCUCACGGUAUUGGGCACGUUUACAGCAGUUGUCCGGGCUGGAAUAAGAUCCGUAGAAGCCGAGUUUUUCGUGAUCCAAGGAGGUCAACGGUGUCUGUUGGGAGAUGCUACGUCCAAACAAUUGGGAAUAUUAAAAAUUGGCCUGGAGAUCGAUCGUAUUUCAGAAAAUAUAGAGCAACUUUCAAAGAUUGCUGGCGUUAGUGUUCAUAUUCAUUUGGAUCCAGAUGCUAUACCGAUUUUUCAACCUAUGAGGAGAGUUCCCGUAGCACUGGAGGAAGCUGUGAACAGGAAACUUGAAAAGCUAAUUGCGAGAGAUAUUAUCGAGGAGAAAAAAGGUCCGGUGAGCUGGGUAUCUCCAUUGGUAGUAGUUGGAAAGGCGAACGGCGAACCUAGGAUUUGUCUGGAUCUAAGGAGAGUUAACGAAGCUGUACUGAGAGAAAGACACCCAAUGCCAAUGAUCGAUGACUUCUUAGCUAGAGUUGGACCGAAUAUGAUACGUAGCAAAUUGGACGUCAAAGAUUCCUUCUUGCAGCUCGAGUUGAAUGAGUCUUCAAGAGAUGCAAUGGUAUUCCUUACAUCAAAUACACUCCUUACACGACACUCCUCUCAAUGUACCGGUUCAAGCGCAUGCCCUUCGGACUAGUGUCGGCUCCUGAAAUUUUUCAAAAAACCAUGGACGCAAUAUUGGCAGGUACUGAGGGCACUUGGUGGUACAUCGAUGAUGUGUAUAUUGAAGGAAAGGACAAGGUGGAACAUGUUCAACGUGUAAAGAAGGUGCUAGCUAAAUUGAAAGCAAGGAAUGUGCAGCUCAACUGGGAUAAAUGUAUUUUUGGGGCCGCAGAGCUCGAGUUCCUAGGUCAUAAAAUAACUAGAACUGGAAUAAUACCAUCGGAUGCCAAAGUGGAAGCUCUAGUCUCUUUCCGACGACCUGCGAAUGCUAAUGAAGUGCGGAGUUUUCUUGGGCUGGCCAACUACUUGAAUCGGUUCAUACCAAACUUGGCAACAGUAGAUGCGCCACUAAGAGACAUGAUGAAGAAAGGAGUCUCUUUCAGUUGGCUGGUCGAACAUGAAAAAGCCUUCCGCGAGAUCAAGACAAAAUUGGCUGAUUCAUCUACGUUGGGUUUUUAUCAGAAGGGAGAUAGAACAUUGGUAAUGGCUGAUGCCAGUCCAAUAGGACUAGGAGGCUUACUGAUUCAAGUAGAUAAGCAUGGAAAACAUCGAAUUAUAAGCUAUGCGUCCAAAUCAUGACCUGAAACGGAAAAACGAUAUUGCCAUACUGAAAAAGAGGCAUUGGCACUUGUGUGGUGUGUUGAAAAGUUCUACAUUUAUUUGUAUGGGAUUGUCUUUGAGAUUUUGACCGAUUGCAAAGCACUUAUCUAUUUGUUUACACCGCGAUCGAGACCUUGUGCUCGGAUCGAAAGAUGGGUUUUACGGCUCCAAGGAUUUGAUUACUUAGUAACGCAUAUUCCAGGGGAACAAAAUCAUGCCGACGUUUUAUCGAGAUUGUCAACAUUAAAACCUGUAGCUUUUGACCAGCGGGAAGAAAUCAUGAUUAAGGAAAUUGUAGACUUUGCUGCAAACGCGGUAGCUAUUCCAUGGGAAGAAAUGGUGGAAGCAAGCAAAUCGGACGUGGAAAUACAAACUGUUCUAGAAAUAAUUGGAAGCGGUAAACGUGAUGAACUACCAAUCGAAUUUCGGGUUUUUGGUAAUGAACUAUGUCGAGUAGGAUACCUUCUGUUACGCGGGGAUCGUAUAGUUGUUCCACGUGCAUUACGGUCUCGUGUUCUUCAAAUUGCUCAUGAAGGUCAUCUAGGAACUUCAAUGAUGAAGUCAUCAUUGCGUAUAUCAGUGUGGUGGCCUAAAAUGGAUAGAGAAGUGGAGCACUUUGUAAAGAAUUGCCGUGGCUGUAUACUGGUAUCAGCACCUGAUGUACCAGUUCCUAUGGCGAGAAAAUUGUUGCCAGCUGGUCCUUGGCAGGAGAUAGCUGUUGAUUUCAUGGGACCACUGCCAGAGGGUCAGCGACUUUUCGUAGUAGUUGGCUAUUACAGUCGAUUUGUAGAAGUUGCAGAAAUGAAGAACGUUACUGUGGCCGACACAAUAAGAGAGUUAUCAACGAUAUUCGGCCGUUUUGGAGUUCCUAUUACGAUGAGAGCCGAUAAUGGACCGCAACUGAGCGGUGAGUGUAAAGAACUUAAGCAGUUCUGCGAGGAAUUCAACAUUGAAUUGGUUAACACGAUUCCGUACUGGCCGCAGGCGAAUGGUGAAGUAGAGCGUCAAAACAGAAAUAUCUUGAAGCGGUUACGAAUAGCGCAGGAAUUAGGCAAGGAUUGGCGUUUAGAAUUGAGAAAAUUUUUACUCGCAUACCAUUCGACAAUUCACUCGACGACUGGGAAGUCCCCAUCGGAGCUGAUGUUUGGGCGCAGGAUCAGGAAUAAGCUGCCUUCAAUUCCGGAGCACAAGGAAGAUGAAGAGGUUAGGGACCGGGACAAAAUUGUCAAAGAAAAAGGGAAGGGAUACUCAGACAACAAACGUAGGGCUUGUAGUAAUGAUGUUACGGAGGGGGAUUUAGUAUACAUGAAACGACAAAGGAAAGAGCAUAAGCUAGUCACAGAUUUUUCUUCGGAGUUAUUCAAGGUCAUCAAACGAGUGGGAUCGGAAGUUACUGUUAAGUCAUUGAGAUCAGGACAUGAAUACAAACGCUAUGUCUCACAUCUUAAGAAAGCAGAAGAUCGUGUUCAGGAUAGAGACGUUCAAGAAGAAUCAUUAGAACAAGAGGAGGUUGGCAGCGAAAAAAGAUCAGAAGGCUCAGAAGGUCCUCAACAUAAUAAUGAUGAGAAUAUUGUUGUACCUGAGAAACGAAAAUGUUUAGCUCCCAAGAAGUUUCAAGACUAUGUGCCUUUUUGAAAAUUAAAAACAAGGUGGGAUGUAGGGACCUUCUACUACUAAGAUAUCAAAAUAGAGUACUUACCUGAACGGGAGAGAUCUUGGCUGGCGAUGAGAGAGGCAAUAGUGAGGAAAAAGAUAGAAGGGAUUACGAGGAGUACAGUUAUACGCGAAGGUUGUGAAUUAAAUAGUGGUGUAAUAAAAGAGUCUAUUACGGAGUUAUAAUUGAUAAAUUAGUUUUUAAUUUGAGUGUCCGAACGAGUCGAUACAACCGUAUCCCUGAGGAUUCUUCAAAUAAUUGAGCACAACUUGAUGAGAUCGUUCAAUCUGACGUGAAAUUUCUAUGAUACCAACGCCUUCUUGAUUUAUUCAUCAAAACAACUAAAACAACGGAAAAAUGUAACUGGUCUUGUAAAAACUUGACACAUGAAAAAUACAAAAACAUUCGUUUAAGCUCAGCGCUUGCACACACACAUAUGAAAAUUAUGCAGUGUAUGGUUGUCACCAAUACCAAUAAACUAGAAUAUAAGUUGAAGCAUUGUUUGUUUACAAUGGCACAAAGCAGCAAGAAAAAUAGCACCUGGUCUUAUAGAAGUUGGACAGAGUGUAUUACUGUUACCCAUGAAAAGGUAGAUUCUGCUAUUACCAAGAUGAAAUACUCUACACCACCUAGUUUAGAUGAACUUCAUUCCUGUGUUUUGAAACGUUGUUCGAGCGCACUGGUGCAUCCAUUAACAAUAAACGGUACUUUCGUAUUAGCGUCACCGGAGCCGAAAUACAAUAGAUAGCAUUUUUAACCGCCGUCGGAAGCGGCGGCCUUUACAGUGCUAUUUUGCGUGUAAAAAAUUGUAAUUUCAAUAUUUGGCUAAUAAUUGUUAUCCCAAAAGGUCGGAAUAUACAGGAGAAAUAUGGUAUGCCACGUUCCUCAACAAAACUAUAUAAAUCGAGUCAUUGUUCACAUAGGUAUACAUGAAACAUCGGCAGGUUUAGUGUUAACACUACUUUUUAACAAGUCGCUUAGAGAAGGCAGAUUUCCAUUUUGUUGGAAGUUGUGUUAAGAUAUUUGGUAAUGAUGUACUGUUCGCUAACUGUGAAAAUUAUAUAUCAGCUGAUCAACAUGGACUCUACCCUAAGAGAUCUCUUUCCACAAAUUUGGUGCAGUUUACUUCAUUUUACUUGCGUAGUCUAGAUGUCGGUUCACAAGUUGACGUAAUAUAUACCGAUCUCAAAGCAACGUUCGACCGAUUCGAUCAUAGGACACUACUUUUAAAACUGGAUAAACUCGGAAUCUCUAGUGAUCUCAUCAGAUGGUUUGAACCAUACCUUACAAAUCGCAGACUCUGUUUUAAAAUUGGAUCUAAAUCGUCAGAAUAUUUUUACCAAAAAAAAAUCCGGCGUUCCACAGGAAGACAAUUUGGCGAACCGAGCCAUCUAACGAACUGAAAUGUGUCCAGGAUCUUCACCAGGUUUUCGGAAUAACGUUUUAAGCCAACAUUGAGGUAGUUUUAACACAUGAGGGACCGCAAAGAAAUGUGUAAGACAUACGCCUGGAACCGCACGUUUCGGGGAAAACUUGUACGCUUAAUUUGUUUGGAUUCCACGAAUAAGAUCGUUUCCUUCGGUGUGGAUGAGACGAAGGUGAGCCAUCGGUAAGCCUUGUUAGAUUCAUGGCAGACCAAGACCCAUCGAGUGUACACGGGUUAUUUCGUGAUCCAUCCGUAACGGACCUCCGCGAUCACGAGAAAACUCGUGAGUGGUCCUUAAUAUGUUAAGAAGAUUUUAUAUUUUGAUAACUUUAUAUGCAAUAUGUUCUUGUGUAUGUUUAUGUUUAAUUAACUUAGUUGGUCUUCGAUUGUAAAGUUAUUGUUAUUUGUUACGAGCACUAGAAGAUAUGAUGUUUUUAUGCCCUUCUGAGUAAAAGAUUCAUUAACUCAAAAGGGAUUUUCCUUAUCAUGAAACAUUUCACUAAAUCAUCAGGCUAGAUGGGAAUAAAUGAAUAAAUAAAUAAAUUACCCGCACUAC
Messenger RNA from Toxorhynchites rutilus septentrionalis, 6081 nucleotides. RefSeq lists its product as uncharacterized. Gene Ontology annotation, biological process: DNA integration; proteolysis. Bases 36 to 1223 code for a protein of 395 amino acids. Gene Ontology annotation, molecular function: zinc ion binding; nucleic acid binding; aspartic-type endopeptidase activity. The transcript is spliced from 4 exons. The record is from RefSeq and is a predicted model, not a curated record. NCBI's taxonomy places the organism in Eukaryota, Metazoa, Arthropoda, Insecta, Diptera, Culicidae.